UUUCCAGCAGCUUAUUGACUGGGCUUUCCACCCAGGUUGUGAUCCAGGGACGUCCACGUCCUAGAUUUUGUUUUUGUACAACAAACUUUUACAGCAGCCGAAUGUAUCAAACUCCCCUUUGCCCCCUAGGUAAAUGUCCCUCAGUGGUGGAACAUGCUACCAGAGGCUACAAGACUACGGCCAUCUCUCGCAACCUUCAAGGAGCUACUGCAGCACUGGAUGUUGAGCGGUGUGAUUUGCAAUGCAAGGCCAACAACACUGAGCACCACACGGAGCUGAAUGGUGAGGAGAGGCUGAUCGUGCGGAGAGGGAGGCCCUUCUCUGUCCUGCUGCACCUCCGCCAGGCCUCGCAGAAGCCACCAGAGAACCUCACCCUAACAGUGCAAACAGGUCCAAUCCCUUCCCGGGACACUGGCACGAGGACAACCUUUAAUGUGGGCAGUGCCAUAGACAAGAGCUGCUGGAGCGCCACCAUGGCUGCACCAACAGCUCAAACGCUGUCUUUGACCAUCAGCUCCCCUGCUGAUGCCCCCAUCGGGACAUACAAGCUUCUCGUGGGACAGUAUAAUGCCACCACUCUCUGUGAAUUCGUGAUGCUGUUCAACCCUUGGUGCAGAAGAGAUGCUGUCUUCAUGGAGAAAGACGAGGAGAGGCAGGAGUAUGUGCUCUCGCAGGACGGUAUCAUUUAUAGGGGCACUCCUCCGCGAUUUCAGGAGCUACCAUGGGCCUUUGGUCAGUUUGAGACGGGCAUUUUGGACAUUUGUCUAAGGAUCCUUGAUGAAAACCCAAAGUUUAUCCAUGAUGCAGAUCAGGACUGCUUAAACAGAAGGGACCCAGUGUACGUGACCAGAGUGCUGAGUGCAAUGAUCAACAGCUCUGAUGACAAAGGCGUGCUGACAGGGAACUGGUCAGGAGAUUAUUCCCUCGGAGUGAAGCCCACCUUCUGGACCGGCAGUGGAGACAUCCUCCGCAAGUGGCACGACACCAACUGCAGGCCCGUGCUCUAUGGCCAAUGCUGGGUUUUUGCAGCAGUGGCCUGCACAGUCUCCAGAUCGCUGGGCAUCCCGUGUCGAGUGGUCACCAACUUUGGCUCAGCUCACGACACUGACGGCAACCUCCUGAUUGAGCACAUCUAUGAUGACAAUAGUGAAGACAUUGGGGAUGACUCCAUAUGGAACUUCCAUGUGUGGAUAGACAGCUGGAUGACUCGUCCUGACGUAAAAGAAGGCUUUGGUGGUUGGCAAGCCAGCGACCCAACUCCUCAAGAACGCAGUGAUGGUAUUUUCUGCUGUGGGCCAGUUCCGGUGACAGCAAUCAAAGAGGGUGAGCUGACGAUUAAAUACGAUGCUCCGUUUGUGUACGCUGAAGUGAAUGCUGACGUUGUGACACUGGUCAGGCUGAAAAAUGGCAAGACUGUGAAGAUCAGUGAAGACACCACAGAGUGCGGUCGUAACAUCAGCACCAAGGCCGUCGGCAAGGAUGAACGAAAUGACAUUACAAACGUCUACAAAUAUCCUGAAGGCUCCAAGGAGGAGAGGUCUGUGUAUGAGAAGGCCAAGCACCACAACAAGCUCCUGCAGAAGGGAGAGGAACCCGGGGUUCACAUCAAAAUAAAGAUUGCCAAGUCAACCAUGAUCGGCACUGACUUUGAGGUCUCUGCCAUUGUCAGGAAUAAUUCGCCCGCUCCAAAAACCUUUCUCCUGAUGUUCUAUGCCCGGGUACUGAAUUACAACGGAAGAAUUGGAGACACCUGUGGAUUUGCCGAUGCUCCAGAGCUCAAGAUUGAACCCGCUCAAGAGACCACAACCCCUAUGAAAGUGGAGUAUGCCCUGUACGGCCCCACCAUCACAGAUGAGAGGUUGAUCAAGCUCAAGGUCCUUCUUAUCGACUCAGAAACGAGGCAGUUCCACAAGACUGACAAAACCAUUGUUCUGGACUCACCUAAGAUGCUUAUCAAUAUUGUUGGUAUACCGAAGGUAAACCAGAAACUGACUGCCGAUAUCACGCUCCUGAAUCCACUGCCCGUACCGUUGCAGGAGUGCUUCUUCACAAUAAAAGGAAUUCAUCUCACUGAUGAAAAAAGUAUUAUACAAAAAAUUGGAACAGUGGCACCCAAGGACUAUGCAGCAACUAAAAUUGAAUUUGUACCCACUUCACCUGGGAGAAAUAAACUGGUUGUUGCUUUUAAUAGUGAUAAAUUGGGUAGUAUUACAGCGUAUGAAAGCAUUGUCAUAUCCAACUAAGAUUAAGGCCUGUGUCAUGUAGACUGAUCCACAUGAAAGUGAUCCAUCAUUAAAAUGCUAAAACAAA
Molecule: messenger RNA, 2310 nt
Organism: Engraulis encrasicolus (European anchovy)
Lineage: Eukaryota; Metazoa; Chordata; Actinopteri; Clupeiformes; Engraulidae
Gene: tgm2a
Product: transglutaminase 2, C polypeptide A
Exons: 13
Coding region: 102-2243 (713 amino acids)
Biological process (GO): peptide cross-linking
Cellular component (GO): mitochondrion
Molecular function (GO): protein-glutamine gamma-glutamyltransferase activity
Source: RefSeq, a predicted model, not a curated record